Molecule: messenger RNA, 11739 nt
Organism: Mytilus californianus (California mussel)
Lineage: Eukaryota; Metazoa; Mollusca; Bivalvia; Mytilida; Mytilidae
Product: deleted in malignant brain tumors 1 protein-like
Exons: 31
Coding region: 1-9129 (3042 amino acids)
Cellular component (GO): membrane
Source: RefSeq, a predicted model, not a curated record
AUGGAUGCAUUCUAUGUACGGUUAAAAGAUGGAAAGGAUGCGAGUUCAGGGAGGGUAGAAAUUUCCAAAGACAAAGCUAAUUGGGGAACAAUAUGUGAUGAUUUCUGGGAUAAUGAUGCAGCUACAGUUGUAUGUCGACAGCUUGGAUUUACCUGGGGUAUAGCCCAUUCAUUAGCCCACUUUGGGCAGGGCAAAGGUCAGAUAUAUUUAGAUGAAGUUAUUUGUAAAGGACACGAGACAUCGCUGGACGAAUGUCUGACUAAUCCGUGGGGAGUACACAACUGUAAUCACCAGGAAGAUGCUGGCGUCUCCUGUUUCAACGUUACUUCACAGUUGCGCUAUGCCAAAAAUCAAACAAAUGUUGGACUGGUGGAGGUUAGUGGACCAAAGGGUUGGUCCGAGGUGUGUCAUCAUGGAUGGGACGAUAUUGACGCUGGCGUCAUUUGCAGAGAACUGGGUUAUGUCUCUGGUAAAGCAAUAACAAAUGCAACGAGAGGAUCUAUUGGAAUAUCUCUGGGAUUUUCUGAUGCCUUCUACAAAUUUAAAUGCUCAGGAAAAGAGAAGAGGUUGUUGAAUUGCUCUUACUCAGACUAUUAUUGGCAGAGCUGUGUUGAUGGAAGUUUAGCUGGGGCUGUGUGCUACAAUACAUCAUUAAAUAAUGUUGGCAUGAAUUUUGAUGUAAGAAUUGUAGAUGGUGGGGAAGCAUGGGGUCGUGUUGAAGUCAAGCAUCUUGGUGUGUGGGGUCAUGCCUGCUCUUCUGAAUGGUCCAAUGUAGAAGCCACAGUAGUGUGUCGUAGUAAAGGAUUCAUUGGUGGAGUAGUAUUUGGUACCAAACAUCAACCAGAUAAAGUUGCGUGGGUCAGUGGUUUAAAGUGCACAGGGAAGGAAACAUCUCUUUAUUACUGUAAAAGUUCUUCUUGGUUUCAUCCAGUGUUUUGGUGCCCUGCUGUUUCUGUGCUGUGUUAUAAAAAGGAAGCCCCUAAAAUGAGUAUUGUAGGAGGUGGACAGACAGGGCGUGUAGAAAUAACUUAUGAUGGACAAACAGGGUCUGUCUGUAAUAAAUACUGGUCCAAGACUAAUUCUAGAGUUCUGUGUAAAGAGAAGGGGUUUGCUGACGGAGAAACAACUAAUUUGGGGAAUGGUGGAACAGGAAAUGUCUUCCUUAGUGGUGUUAUAUGUACAGGAGUAGAGAAAUCCAUCCUAAUGUGUAACAAUUCAGGAUGGGGUGUAGCUGAUGAUGAAUGCUCUAAUAAUAAAAGAGAUGUAGAAGUAUUGUGUUAUACAGAUGUCAGAUUGUUACAGUCAAGUAGACCUGAUAAUGGUGUUGUGAAUAUCUUUGUAACCUCUGAACAAAGCUGGUUUGAUAUUUGUCUGAGUGGAUUUGGAAUGUUUGAAUCACGACUUGUUUGUAAGGAGCUAGGUUAUAAUAAUGGAACAGUCCUGCCACAGGGAAGUUUUGGAAAGUACAACAAAUAUCCUCUAACAAAGAUAAGCUGUAAAGGAACAGAAGAUUCUAUAUUUAAAUGUAAUUUCCAAACAAAAAAAGUUUGCAGUAACAAAUAUUUUGGAUAUGCAGCUGUCAGUUGUUACAAUGGAAGUUCUGAUACUGUGGUAAAAGUGAACAUAGGACUGGAAUCAGAAGGUGGUCUUCAUAGUUAUGGAGCUGUUUCUGUCCGAGCCUUCAACACAUGGGGACAAGUGUGUUCUUCCUUCUGGGACGACAAAGCAGCUAAUGUUCUGUGUAAGACUAAGAGAUACACAGGAGGUGUGGCUACUGUCUAUCAUAAGCCUUCCUCUGUUCCUGUACUGGUGUCUGAGUACCAUUGCUUUGGGAAUGAAAGUGAUUUCUCCCAAUGUAAAGGAGAUACUGGUGUAUGUUACAGUUCAUCAGUGGCAGGGGCCAUUUGUUAUACUAGUUUUGCACCCAGUACAUUGUUGGAAGGUGGAGGGACCAACUAUGGUAGAGUUAUCAUCCGUAUAGACGAUGAAUUAGGAUCUGUUUGUGACAAUAAAUGGGGUCAACAAGAGGCUACAGUGGUUUGUAGGAGUAUGGGAUUUAAUUCUGGAGAACCUAUGGUGGUAAAGCCUGGUAAAAAGCCUGCUUUCCUGUCUAACAUUUGGUGUACUGGUACUGAGACAUCACUAUUAGGAUGUUCUAGUUAUGGCUAUAGAGUUCUCAAUAUACCAGAUUGUAAAGAUCAUGUAGGGGUCUAUUGCUGGAAGAAUGUGAAACUGUUAGAUGGUAAAAAAGGAACAGGUUACAUUACAGGAAGAGUAGAAGUGUUAAUUCAAAACAAAUUUUACAGUAUCUGUGCCACCAACUUUACCCAGGCUAGUGCUGAUAUUGUCUGUCGAGAUAUAGGCUUCGAUAAAGCUAGGAUUCUAGGACCAGGAUCAUUUGGAUUCCUCAAAUCCUUUGGUACUACUUACAAUGUGGACUGUAAAGGAACUGAGAAGACCUUAAGUGAUUGUAAGAUGACUGUGACUACAAAAUGUAACUCAGUUACUGUCAACUAUGCCAGUCUGCUGUGUAUAAACGGUAGUUUUGUACCUGAGAAGAAGUUCUAUAUAUCAGAUGGUUACCAUGGGUCUGUUUUGGCUGAACAGUAUGGUAUGAAUGGUACAAUCUGUACUGAAGGCUGGGAUGACAAGGAUGCCAACGCUUUCUGCCAUAUGGUUGGUUACAAAGGGGGUGUUGUCUUUGGCCCUCAAGAAGUGUAUUCAAGGUCAAUGCCGGUUUGGUAUACAAAUUUUAAUUGUACAGGAACAGAGUCUUCUCCGUCAGAAUGUGAUGCUAGUCCACAUGUAUCACUAGAUUGUGUACGGUCCAUUAAGAAUGCUGGUGUACUGUGUUACAAUUCUACAGGUGUAGAAAUCAAGCUUGUUGACGGAAAGAAACACUAUGGUAGAGUAGAGAUUGUUUAUGAUGGAGUUUCUGGUACAGUAUGUGAUUAUGACUGGAGCAAGUAUGAUGCCAGGGUUCUGUGUCAACAGCUUGGUUAUCCUGAUGGUACUGCCUAUAAAGGUUCUUAUCAUGGAUCAGGGACUGGAAAUGUAUACCUAUCUGGAAUGUUCUGUGACAGUACUGAGUCCAGUUUACUAGAAUGUCCCAGUCGUGGAUGGGGUAAUGUCCAGUCCUACUGUACUCAACAUAUGACUGAUGCUGGAGUCACUUGUUCAAGAAGAGUGAAUACCAGUCCAGGAGAUGAUUAUGGUGCUCUCCAGAUUUGGUCAAACAAGCUAUACACGAUGGUCUGUUCUGAUAACUUCGAUGACAAUGAUGCCACCGUGGCAUGUCGAGAUAUGGGAUAUGCCUAUGGGAAGAGCCUGUGUUGCUCAGCAUUUGGGUCACAUGAUUACCAAAUAUCAGUAACAGGUCUACAGUGCCUUGGUAAUGAACCUACCCUGAAGGACUGCAAAACUAUAGAUGGACUUAAGAGAUGUGCUAGUAAAAAAUAUGCCUCAGUUGUCUGUACUGACAAGGAACCAUCACAUAAAGGGUUUGAGCUCCGAUUUGAGAAUGGAACUUUUGGCAAACUAUGGGUAGAUUACUACAAUCAUGAGGGUUUGGUGUGUACAAAUGGUUACGACAGUAAUGAUGCAAUGGUUGCAUGUCGACAGAAAGGAUUUCUGGGAGGUUUUGGUUACAAAUAUCGCCAUGACGUAUUACCACAUGUACCUCGAUCACGGACCGACGAUAUCAGAUGGUUAAACAACCUGAAUUGUACUGGCACUGAGAGUGACUUAGAUAAAUGUGGAAACUUAGCCUGGGGUCAGAUAGACAACUGUUCUAUCAGUAGUUCUGCUGCAGCAUUCUGUUAUAAAACUAAAGAGACAGCAGGCUUUGAAUUAAGAAUAACAGGUGGAAAGUCCAAAUCAGAAGGUCUUGUAGAGGUCAAAAUCAAUGGAACAUGGGGAAGUAUUUGUGGAUGGUAUAUGACAAACAAGGUUGCCACAGUGAUAUGUCGUCAGAGAGGAUUUAUGUAUGGUGUGUAUGUUGUGAAUCAUUCCUAUGGCAACACAACUGGUCCUGUGUGGAUCAGUAGAGCCUACUGUCAUGGGAAUGAGAGCAGUAUACUAGACUGUGAGUUAGUAGGUCUAGCUGAGAAACCAGAUACAGCAUGUGCUGCACACGAGAAGGAUAUUGGUGUCAAAUGUUAUGCAAGUGUCAGACUGUCUGGACUUGGACUUGCCAAUUAUGGACAACUUCAGGUAUUUAAGAAAGAUUCUUGGUAUUCUGUUUGUGAUGAAAACUUCAAUGAUACUGAUGCUAAGGUUGCAUGUCAGUCAAUGGGAUAUACAGAUGGCAGGGCCCAGUGUUGUUCUGCCCAGGGAACAUGGCUGACUUCUCGUCCAAUAGGAAUAACUAAUGUCCAGUGUACUGGCAAGGAGAAGUUCAAUGAUUGUCCACAUGAAGAGGGUUCAUGUUCAACUAAACAUUACGUGUCUGUGGCUUGUACAGAUUCUGAUGCUACUAAAUAUUCUGUCCAUGUUACCAGGCCAAGUGGAUUAUUCUUUGGUAAUGUAGAGGUCCAGCGAUAUGGAAUCUGGGGAUCAAUCUGUGAUGUAGGAUGGGAUAAUGAUGAUGCACAAGUAGUCUGUCGUGAAUUAGGUUUCGCUGGUGGUAAUGCUACCAGGGGAACAGUACUUAGACAUGUGCCUACAUUGUUUGGGCAUGUUAACUGUUCUGGAACAGAGAAGACAUUGCAUGGGUGUCCCAUGGCAACAUUCAGAGAGGACCAUCAAUGUAAUGAUAGAUCUUCUAGGGCUGCUAUUGUUUGCUCAAAGAAAGCAGAGGGUGUGCAGUUUAGAAUUGGUGAAGAAUAUGAAGGAAGUGGUCGAGCAGAAAUAUAUCUGAAUGGGAGAUGGGGUACAGUUUGUAAUGUAUACUGGGAUGAUGUUGAUGCUGAAGUCUUCUGUAGGCAGUUAGGACCCUUUGUAGGAGGAGUUCAGGCUAAUCCUACAACUGUAGGCACUAGUGAUCAGGAUAUCUGGAUGACAAGGGUGGAGUGUAUGGGAAAUGAGACAAACUUCCUGCAGUGUGAAGCAUCAUGGUAUCCAGCUCAGACACAAAGAUGUACACAUGGCAAUGAUGCUGGAGUUGUUUGUUUCAAAUCUGUGCGUUUAAUGAGAGGGAACUAUAGAAGUAAUGGUAUGGUUGAGGUAUAUCACAAGAACAAAGGUUGGAGUACAGUCUGUGCCAGUGGAUUUGGUGAAACAGAAGCAGAUGUCGCCUGUAGGAUUCUAGGAUAUGAACAUGGAUUACCGCUAUGCUGCUCACCGUUUGGUUUUAGCUUCAUCACUCCAUUGUUUGGAAGGUUACAGUGUAAAGGAAAGGAAAAGCAUCUGACAGAUUGUCCCAGUACUGCUAUAGUCUGUACUAGUCCACAGAAUUAUGCCUCACUUGCAUGUUAUAAUGGGAUCCGUACACAAAAUUACACACUUAGACUAGCUGGAGGAUCGAGUUAUACUGGUCAAGUCAACAUUACUUACCUUGGAAUAGAGGGUCGUAUCUGUAUUGAUGGCUGGAAUGACAAGGCUUCCAGAGUUGUCUGUCAUGAGCUGGGCUAUCCUGAUGGCAUGUCAUACUUCCAUUACAAGAGUGAUAUGGAUGCUGUAGGCCCCUAUUGGACAACAAAUGUCACAUGUCAUGGUAACGAGUCUAGUAUCAACCAGUGUAGCCAUGUUGGAUUUGGGAAUGUAAAAGAAUGUAAAGGAAAGCAUUAUGCUGGGGUGCUGUGCUUUGACAGAGAAGGUGUAUACUACCGUUUAGCUGGAGGAAAUGAUAGAUCAGGUCGUGUAGAGGUGUCUGUCCAUGGAGAAUGGGGAACCAUUUGUGAUCAUUACUGGGACCAGUAUGAUGCUGACGUAUUCUGUAGACAGCUUGGGUUCAACACAGGAGAUUCUUACUAUGGUGACAAUUUACCUCCAGGUUCUGGGACACAGUGGGAUGGUAAAAUACACUGUAGUGGGAAGGAAGAAAGUCUUGAUCUUUGUCCUCAUGAAGGAUGGGUUGUUGGAAACUCCAGAUUCUGUCUGGGACAUAAAGAUGAUGCUGCUGUUAUGUGUUAUACUAAUGUUAAACUAUACAAAGGUUACACCCCAGGCAGUAGCAAUGGAGCUGUGUUAUAUUACCACAACAGGACGUGGUUACGUGUGUGUGACACAGGAUUUACAGACAUGUCAGCUAGAGUGGUGUGUGAGGAGCUAGGUUAUACAGACGGACAAGCUAUCUGUUGUUCAGCAUUUGGUAAAACCAGUGAACCCGUAUUGACAAAUUACACACUCCGAUGUACUGGUAGGGAGAAGUCUGUAACGGAAUGUUUACGUGAAGAGCAAUGUGAAAGUGACCAGUAUGCUUCUGUGAUGUGUUUUAAUGAAACAAAGAUAGCAGAUAAAGAAAAAUAUUCACUAAAGUUACAGGAUAGAAACAAAGGGCAAGUAAUUGUUACACAUCUAGGUGCUACUGGUAGGAUAUGUGGUAAAAACUGGGAUGAUGUUGAUGCUGGUGUGUUCUGUAGAGAACAGGGAUACAGACAUGGUAUAGCCUACAAACAUGAUGAACAGUCUACCUCAGAGAGUUCUAGGGGUCCUUAUUGGCUGAGUGACUUUAACUGUACAGGAGAGGAAAAGGCACUACUUGACUGUCCUCAUCAAUCUAGAAUGUCAUUAGGAAACUGUUCUGAUUCACAUAUCGCUUCAGUAUUGUGCUUUAAGGAUGAAGGAAUAAAGUAUUAUAUGAGUGAAGGUGGCUCUCAUUAUGGCAGAGUUGAGAUAUCAGUUGGUGGCAUCAAUGGCACAAUAUGUGAUGCUGGAUGGGACAAUAAAGAUGCUUCUGUAUUCUGUCGUCAGUUUGGAUUCACUGAGGGUGUGGCAUUACCUAGCGCAACUUAUGGACAGGGUCGUGGACCUAUUUGGCUAAGCCAUCUUCAGUGUAGUGGAAAUGAAAAGAAUCUUCAUCAGUGUCCACAUCGAGGAUUUAAUGAUCAGUUCUCAGAGAGUAACUGGAUUCUGUCGAUCAUAUGUGAUUCGCAUCGAGAUGAUGCUUCUGUAUUUUGUUAUAAAAAUGUUCGUCUUAAUGAAGGACAUGAUGCCAGGAUGGGAGGAGUAGAAUUCCACCGUAAUGGGGAGUGGUAUAGCAUCUGUGAUGAAGGGUUUGAUGACCAAGCUGCUAGGGUUACCUGUAGAAGUCUGGGAAAUAACUUUACUGAUGGUCUCGCCAUUAGAGGCUCAGCUUUUGGCAAGAUUAAAGGAAAGACUUUUAUCUCAGACCUGAGAUGUAUUGGAACUGAAUCUGACCUGUCUGAAUGUCAAAUGAAGUUUAAUGCCACAACUUGCACUUCAUAUGCUUCUGUAUACUGUAGUAAUACAACUAUAGAAAAGAAAGGAUUUGCACCUCGAAUAGCCUCAGACAGUUUAGCCAGUACUGUUCAUGGUAUCCUAGAGGUCAGAGUUAAUGGUGUUUGGGGGCGUGUUUGUAUGCAGGACUGGGAUGAUCGUGAUGCUAAUGUCACAUGUAAAGAGCUAGGUUAUGCUGGAGGUGUGGCUUACUUGCAUAUUAUGAAGAACAGAAAGCCAAUAUUAAUGAGAGGAGUGAAAUGUACAGGCCUGGAGAAUUCCUUAGCUGAUUGUGUUCAUUCUGCGAAGGCUGACCUAGAUUCUUGUAGCUUUAAUUCAAAUGAUGCUGGAGUAUUGUGUUACAAUUCCACAGGUAUACAGUACAGGUUACAGGGAAGUAAGAAUCCAUCUGUGGGCAGAGUAGAAAUAAGUUACGAUGGAUCCUGGGGUUCAGUCUGUUCAUGGUCAUGGAAGACUGCUGAUGCUAAAGUCAUGUGUAAACAACUCCAUUACACUGAUGGUAUAGUCAACUACAAUGUCAACAAAACUCUUACAUCAUUACCUCGUUGGAUAACAGGAUUUUUCUGUCAGGGUUCGGAAAAGACGAUGAUGACAUGUCUGAAUACAGGAUUUAAUUCUUCAUUCUUGGAUGAUCUUUGCAUGAGGAGAACAGAUGAACCAGGGGCUUACACAGAAUGUUUUAAUGAAACUGUUGAGCCAACACAAAUACGUUUGAUGAAUGGUAAAGACAAAUACUCAGGGCGUGUGGAAGUGUACGUUAAGGGACCAAAUAAAUGGGGUACAGUGUGUGAUGAUUUCUGGAAUGACCAGGCUGCCAGUGUAGUGUGUCGACAACUCAACUUUACUGGUGGGACUGUGGUUCGAGGAGGAAAGUUUGGAACAGGAUCUGGACCAAUCUGGUUUGACAAUGUGAAGUGUAAAGGGACGGAAGAAUCCCUUUAUAAGUGUGGACACAGAGGGAUAGGUACACAUAACUGUAACCACACUGAGGAUGUUGGAGUUAUAUGUAUGGCUCCAACAAUACCUACAAUAUUAGUUACAAGUACAGCUACUCCAACAACAACAACAUUAAGAUCAACAACAACAACAGUCCAAUCUACAACAACAGAAACAACUUCACAAAGUUCAACAACCAGGACAACAAGUACUCAGAAACCAACACCAUCCCCAACAACAACAAGACCAACUACUUCAACUCAACAAACUUCUACAUCAACACGAGCCACAACUACAAAACCAACAACCACCAGGACAACUAGCACAUCAACAACAACUAAAACAACGACAGUUAUUAUUCCAGUUACAACCACAAAUUCUAAUGUUACUGUGAUUCCAAGUAAACAACAAAAAUCUGAAAAUAAUUUGGGUGUAGUGAUAGCAGUGCCGAUCGUCAUAUUUGUGAUAAUUUUGAUAGCAUUACUUGUUGUCUUUAUUGUAAGGAUUAGAAGAUUCAAACGAGGUGUUCCACAUGAACGUUUCCAUGAUGAUAUUAUAGAAAACAACCAAGACAGUCUUGGUAUGAAUAAUCAACUGUAUGAUCUUAGCCUUCAGCCAACAGGCAAUGGUUAUGCAGAAGGUUCUCGUCCAUCUCAAGAUGGAGAUAAGUUAAAAUUAUCCAAAAAUGGCAAUGCAUAUUAUGCUAAAAAUGACAGUUUUAGUAGUGAAACGUCUCCGAACUCAUUCGCUAAUCCUCUAUAUGGUAAUUCUAGUAUGGAAACAAAUGUAGAACAAAAAGAAAUAGAUUUACUUAAUGACAGUUCUACGGCUUAACAGUGUAGCAUUAUAUAAGUAAUGUCAAAUAAGUGCUUGAUAUUGGUGCAGUUCUUUGACCCAAGUUAAGGAGGAUAGUACUGACAUCUUAAAAUACAUAUUUACUGUCAGGUUUUGUGGUAUGCUUUAAAGAUGGUAAAUAGUACAUGUGAAUGACAAGAAAAGUAUGCAAGGUUAUAUACACUAUUAACAUUGUAAGUUCCCACUUCAUCAAAAAUGAUUCAUGGUGUUUAAGUAUUCGAUUUUUAUAUUUGUAAAAUAAGUUACAUAAGAUUUUUUUGAUCUGGUAUUUAUGGAAUAUAUAGAAAGUAUACAAAGUUCAAAUUGUAAAACUGUUUACACUGAUAAUUUCUCUUUUAAAAACAGUGGACACAGUGUCUGUGAUGCUAUAAAAGUUUUCCAAAUUGUUGAAUUUUUUUAUAUAUACCUUUAACAUGUAUAAGAAAAAUAAAUACAUUGGGCCAUAAAAAAUCAUCAUGAGCUCACUUGACAUGUUGAACAGCACAUAUUUAUGUUAUGCAUUUAUUGGAGUUAAUUUUUCUGGCAAUGAUACAGAUUGAAAACAUAUCCCUCCUCAAAGGCUUAACUAAUCUUGUAUUCCAUCAUAUUUUAUGAAGGUUAAACCUUUUUUUUACUGUGUAUUUAUUGUAGCUUCAGGAUUAAACAACAAAAUGUUUCAAAUCACACAAACAUAUAAUAAAAAUAUGUGUUAUUCUUUUGGAUUGUACCAUUUGCAUGUAAAUUAAUACUGAAUGAGAAUAUUAGAUUUCCUUUCCAACAAAUUGAUUCUAUUCUACCUUUUUUAAGCAGAUUCCCAUUAUUUUCAGUUUUCAGAAUUUGGAAAUUUUCUUCAUUAUACAUGUACAUUGUGAUUAGCUUUGGUACAAGCAUUUUUAAUUUUUAAUUUUGUGGGCAAAAUUACCCCAAGUUUAAAAAGCCUAAAAUUGAAUUCUCUGAAUGCAGAUUUGUAUUUUCUUGCAUGAUUUACACGACUUAAAAGUGCUAAAACAACUUUAUUUAUUUUAUUUUAUCUGAUGCAUUUUUUCAAAUCUUUAAUUUGAUUCUUCUGAGUGAAUCUUCUCAAAUUCUUGUUAUAGAUCAUUGUAAGAAUGUAUGAAAUAUUAUAAAUAAUCUGAGUGUUAUAUCCUUAUGUUAAUGAUCGUCAAGCAUUGCCAAAACGAGUUAUCUAUGUGAUAAUUAUUUUGCUUUGCCAAAAUAUAUCUGUUCAUAAUGUCAUCGUUUUUUUUUAAACCAUAUUUGAUCAUAUAUUAUUUAUAUUUAAAUGUUAUUAUUUCUGAUUUGUGUAAUAAGUUUGAAUAUUCUUUUAGUGAAAUUAUUAUUACAAUUAUCAAUCAUCAAGAAUAUUUUUUUACAUAAAAUGUAUUAAGUUGAAUAAUAUUCUACAUAUUAAUUUUAAUGUUGUCAAGUGUAAGAUUGAUUGAAUGAAAAGUGAGAUCAUGAUUAGUGUAAAAACUAAACAUGUUUGAAGCAGUGCAAAUAAUUUAAGGUCAACAUGAUUUUUAGUUCAGGAAUAAUACAUGUUUUAAUUUGUAGUGAAACAAAGAAAACUUGGAUAAAUCAUUUAAAAAGUGGUUUUCUUAUGGUGAAGAGAGCAUAAUGUAAGAUUUAAGAUAUAAUAAAGAUUAAACAUGCUUUAAAAGGAACACAAUAUCUAAAGUGUGCAAAAAACGUUUUGUUUAUAAAUGGUAGAUGAAUGUGGGAUCUUCAUUUAAAAGAGAAAAUUUGAUUGUCCUUCUCAAUACCAAAUAAGUGUCAUUUAAAGCCAGCAUUUCACACAAGUUCCAAGAGAAGUUUUGAAAGCCCUUUCUAUAUUUGUUACUCUUAUAUAUUAAACGGUUAGUUGGUGCUAUUUUUUAUUUUUUCUUUCUAGUUUAUAGGCAUGAUAGGUUCAGCAUCUUUUUGAAAAUCUUGAAAAAUACAUUGUUGGGAUAUUUGAUUUUUUAAAAGUAUUCAAGUGGAUAUGGUUAAGCUGAGUACCAUCUAAAAGUUUUGAAUACUUGCACAGGGUUUGAUUUCAUAAUAGUCCAUUAGUUUUGUUGGAAAGGACUUUGUAUUUUUACCUUUAGUAGUCCUGCUGACUACUUAGGUCUUUUAAAACAUAUGUUCUGUUUUAUUACAAAAAAAGAUAAAAAGUUUGGAAUAAGACUUCAAAUUAAAUCCUACUUAAGAUUGAAUGUACAUGAAUAUGAUUAUACGAUUCACUAUGAAUAAUUGCCUCUUCCAAAGAAAACAGUUGUAAUUUGUCAUAAAAAUUAAACGCCUUAGAAGUAGGGCAUUUAUUUUAAUGUUAUUGUGACUACAUAAUAGAAGAUUUCUGCAUAAUGACUACCAGAAGUUUUAUUAAGAGCAAAUCUCUUCUGUUACUAUAUAUAGAAAGCAUAUAAAGGUUAUUUGAUGAUUAGUUUUGUACUGUGUUAUAAUGUUGGGUGUGUUUUUUAAAACAAUUAGUACAUCACAAGUAUGGUUGUGUGGUAUGUUAUUGUAUCUCAUUGAUGAAUGAUUUAACUAGUGAUUAAUAUGUUGAUAUUUUUAUGAAAUCAUUAUAUCAUAUUAUAGUCAUGUGAUAAACAUUAAAUCUGUCUCAUAAUA